UACCAAAUCUGAGGACUCUUUGGCCAUUAUUUCUCAAAUAUUUUCUCAGCCCCAUUCUUUUUGUCUUCUCCUUUUGGUAUUCCCAUCACACAUAUGUACCUCUUACUGUUUGGUACUACCUAACCCACCUCUGAGGCUCGGUUCUUUUUUUUUUAAUCGUUUCUCUCCUCUGUUCUUCACCCUGGAUACUUUCUAUUGGUCUAUUUUCAAGUUCACAUAUUCUUUCCUCUGUCAUGACCAUUUCUAAUGGCUGUAAGCUCAUUCAGUUAAUUUUUUUUUUAUUUCUGAAAUUUUUUCAGUUCUAGAAUUUCCAUCUUGUUCUUCUUGUAUGAUUUUUUUUAUUUCUGCUGAGACUUCCCAUUUCUAUGAUGAGAGUUUCAUGCACUGAAAACAUAUUUUGUUUUACUUAAUUGAGGAUAGUUUUAGCAAUUCAUUAAAAUCCUUGUCUGUUAGUUCCAGCAUCUAUUUCCUUUCAGGAUCAGAAUAUACUGACUUUUCUUGUGGGAAUGUGUUUUAUUUUCUUGGUUCUUCUUAUGCUGGGUCAUUUUGAGUUGUAUCCCAGAUAUAAUGAAUGUUAAGUUUUGGAGACUUCGGGCUCUACUAUUUCCCACCGAUGAGGCGUUGUUUCCUUUGUUUUAUGGGUAAUUUUCCUGGCUGGGAUGGAGUUGCAAACUCUGUUCUCAUGCAGCAGUUCCUUACUUUGUUCAGAUCUUUUGUCUUUAGCUGGGCUAAGUUGGGUCUAUUUUGCACUUGUGUGGUUCAGGGGUCAGUCAAAGAUGUCAGAGUUUGGGGAUCCAGAGUUUAUGGUUUUUUCCCUUGUGGGAUUCCCUCACUUGCUUCAGGAAAGUAGUUUUUGGUUUGUUCGUUUUUAGAAUCUGCUCCAUCACUUUCAGAUCUUAUCACUUGAGGAACUCCCUCCUUGCUUUGACUCCUGCUUUCAGACUGGGCCCCACAGUUUCCGGUGAGUACCUGUUGAUGACUUGAGAGUUCUGUUCUGUAGACCCAACUGCCUUCCUUUCGUGUCUUCCUGCAUGGAUGCUGAUGCCACACAGCCGUGUGGCUAUCAGCAGUCUGUCCCCAUCUUUUCAUAUUUAGUCCACAGUGAUACUUUGUCUCCUAAUUUUGUUGUAGAGAUUGUCAGUGGGUCUUUGGUUUUGUUAUCCUCAUUGAUCUGUCUAUUUUUAACAGAGGGCCCUGGGUUGACUCAAAAACUAUGCUGUUGCCACUGUCCUCUUUCCAGAAUCCUCCUCUUUUACCGUAUUUAAGCUGAUUAUUUUUGAGUGCUUAAACUCUAGUCUCUGGUUUUUAGAUUCGUUUCUUAAAUAAACGGCUGCUGCCUUUAGAACCAGGCUUGUGGCUGUUCAUCUACUCUCUGUUUCUGGGUCAAAAUGAAGUCACAGCAGCUCUUUAUUUUUUAAUAAAGAAAUGAUUAUCAAAAGUCGUAAGUACAGGGCACAGGUGUGAUGGUGCGUGCCUUUAAUCCCAGCUACUUGGGAAGAUGAAGCCAGAGGAUCCCUUGAGGCCAGGAGUUUGAGGUUGCAGUGACUAGUGACUGCACCAUUGCACUCGGGCAACAGAGCAAGACCUUGUCUCUAAAAAAAAAAAAAGGAAAAAAACCAACUUGUAAAUAUGGGAGCCUUCUCAACAAUGAUAGUAUGCAUAUUGUGUUUUUCUUAUGCCACUGGGUUCAUGCUUGCUCUUCAGUUUUUUGAAUUAAAUAAUUUAAUGUUUGGGUAAUAUAUCAUCAGGGGAUGAAACUGAAAAGCAAGGGAAUGAUAAAUGAAAACGUUAGAAAAGGACUUAUAUCUACGGCGAGUGAGGGGAAUGAAAUCAGCGGUGGGUACAGAUAAGAUACAGGAAGUGUUCUAUCUUUUAAUCUGGUGGUGGGUAAAUGGGUGUAUGUUAUUACUUUUGAAAGUGUAUACAUAAUUGUAUGCCCUCUUUCAUAUCAUGAAGAUGUGCUAAACAGUCUCUGGGACACAAUCUAUGUUCAACUUCCUUGAGAGCUCCUCUUUGGGAGGUCACUGAGCAAAGUCAGAAGAGUCCUGGGAAAGAAGGGGUUCAUCCCAGUUGAAGCUUUGGCAGUGCUGUUGUGUAGGCCAGGAGUCCUCUGACCAAAAAUGUGGUCAGGGAGUGGGUUACUCUAUGUUUUCUGCUUAAGCUCAACACGACCUGCCUCUAGCUCUUAGAAGUAGGUCAAAGCAGAAACUUUCUGUGGGGGUAAAACGAGUGUCCUUAGCUGUUUGAAGCCACUGUGGAGGAGAGUAGGAACUUUAUUGGCUCAAGAACAAAUAUCUGGGCUACACUUGCCAAGGCAUUCUGCAUUGGGUUAAAAGCAUGGUCUGGGGUUCUUGGUGAUGGCAACUUUCAGGAAGUUGUCUCUCGAACCACAUUGCUCUGACCUUGACUGAUUGCCCUCUAUGCCUGAUACACAACUGGGUGUUCCUUCUCCCAGGAGAAAGGAUGCCUCUAUGAAUGUCUAAAUGCGCCUUUAUUUUUUAUUUGUAGUUUGUCUGAAUGUAGGAUUCUACUUUGGGAACAUUGUUUUUCAGGGUUUUGAAGGCAUUGCUUCAUUGUUAUCUUGUUUCCAGUGUUGCUUUGGAGAAUUUCAAAGCCAUUUUGAUUCUUGAUCUUUCCUAAGUAAUAAAAAAAAUUUAAAAAUCUCUAGAAGUAUGUGGAGUCUUUUCUUUGUCCCUAGCUUCUGACAUUUCAUAACAAUGUGCGUUGCUAUGUGUCUAUUUUUACUCAUUGUGGUGGGCUCUUUUAAUCCGCCAUUAUCUAAAAAGUUCUUAACUAAUUUUGUUAAUGGUUUUAACUCUUUUGGUUUUGCUGUUGCCUUUUUCUGAAACUCCUUAUAUUCUGAUAUUGGAUAUCCUGGAUUUGUCAUUUCUCUUUUAUUUUGUCUUUUGCUGUAUUUUGGGGAAAUUUUCUCAAUUGUAUCUUCUAAACCUUCUAUUGAUUAUUCCUGGGAUUAUGUUUUUGAUCUACAAAAACUUUUUUCUUCACUGUAUGUUGUUUUCCUAACAGCACAACAGCAUUCAUUCUUAGGUAAAGUAUCUUAUCUUUCUGAUAUUAAUAACAGGUUUUUUUUUUUUUUUAAGAUAAAGUUUUCCUCUUCCCUACAGACUCUUUCUCUCCAAGUUGAUUUUCUCUCCUUCUGGUCUUACAGUUAGAGGCUUUCUUUAGAUGGUUGGCCAUCCUUCCCUGUCUACUCAUAAUUAAGGGCUGGAAAUAAGAAGCUGACCUGAGCAGGUUAGAGGGCCAUUUACUGGGGGCACCCCUGGUGUCACUGUCUUCAGACCUUUCCUCUUUGACUUAGUCAGAUUCACAGAAGGAAGGAGAAAAAAAAAGAGGCUUCCAGUCUCCAGCCUGAAGGGUAAGGGUCUAGCUGCCAGGGGUUGGAGGGCAGGGUUAAUGCUCUGCAUUAGCAUUUACACUUCAUAUAGCCAGCAAAUCCCCUUGGUUAGAUAGAUUAUCCUGGCUUUCCAUUCUGUUUGGUCUCUGCCAUUCCGGAGACCCUCUGAUGUGUCUCUCUUCCGGCAAUGAACUUCAGAUAUUCUGAGUUGAGGAGAGGUGCUCUCUCAGGCAUGUGAAGUGGGGGAGAAAAUUUAGGCUUCUAAUUGCUCUUAAACAGUUUUCAGCCAAUCCCCCAUAUUUUUUUUAGCGCCCUCUUCUGCCCCUUACCUCUUGUUCCAAAGCUAUCUGUUGCUGCCAUUUCUGUGCCUUUUGAGAAGCCUGAAAUGCACACUAGUUGGUUCUUGGCUUUGGAAUCAGUUGGUUCUUAGCACUGCUGCUGGCCUGGGAUUUGACUUUCUCUGGUGGGCCGAGUCAACUGCUACUUGUCUAUUGGCUUUCAAGCUUCCAAAAAUGAUCUUGCUUUGUGUUUUCUUGCCUUGUCGCCUUUUCUUCUUGUCUUUGAAAAAUCCUUUUACUGCAAUUUGGUGACGUUUUAGUUGUGUAUGAUUUAGAUGAUUGUCUUCACUUUGCAGUCCUGACCCAGAACCUUUCUCUUACUUUUCCAUGCCUAGCAUCUUCUCAUCCUUCAUGUCUUACUUAAAUAUUAUCUCUUCUGAAAGGUCUUCCUGGACUAUCUUAUGUCAAGAAGGCAUUGCCCAACCGCUUCUUUAGUCUGUAUUUGAGUCUCUUAUAAUAUCUUUAUAGACUUUUAAAAAGUAUUUACUGUCUUUUUGUUCAUUUUUCACACUUUCUCGUAUGCUGCAUGACAUCAGGGACUGUGGCUGUCUUGUGAACUGUUACAUCCCCAGCAACUGGCACAUAGUUAACUACAAUGAACAUUUACUGAAGUGUGAAAGAACAGAUUACACCUGGACUGCAUGAUUUUUUUUUUUUUUUUUUUUUGAGACGGAGUUUUGCUCUUGUCACCCAGGCUGGAGGGCUGGAGUGCAAUGGUGCGAUCUUGGCUCACAGCAACCUCCGCCUCCCAGGUUCAAGCGAUUCUCCUUCCUCAACCUCCAGAGUAACUGGGAUUACAGGUGCUCACCACCAUGCCCAACUGAUUUUUGUAUUUUUAGUAGAGAUGGGGUUUUGCCAUGUUGGACAGACUGGUCUCGACCCCUGACCUCAGAUGACCCACCCGCCUCGGCCUCCCAGAGUGCUGGGAUUGCAGGAAUGACCCACCGCAGCUGGCCGAAUUUUUUAAAUUGGUAACAAUUUUCUCAGUUUUCUCAUCUGUAAAAAAAUAAGAGCAGGGAAAUAAAAUAGCACCUACCUCAUAGAAUUAUUGUGAGGCUUAGAGAGUUGAAAGGAUAAAGUGCUUAGAACAGUGCCUGGCACAUGGGACUAUAGCAAUGCUAUUAUAGUUAUAGUUUUAAGAGUCUUAAAAACAGUCUUUAGAGAGUUGUGAUUUUAUAUUUAAUUGUUGUUCAAUUUUGUUCAAGUUAAAGAAAAUUUUGCUGUGUGAUGGACUGAAUUAUUAUUCUGAAUUGUGUAGUAUGUUCUGAAUCAAAGUACAUCUGAAUUUUGACUCCAGGUUGAUCACGAAUGGCAACUUGAAUUUUAGCACUGUCAUGGGAGAGAAUUGUGCUUCCAAAGGAAAGUGGAUCCCAAAUAAUUCCCAGAGGUUUUCCACAUAGCCAGACAUUUAAGGAUGGUGCUGGCUAUUAUGCAUCUUCUUGUUUAGGCAAUUCUGGGCUAUCUGUGUCUUCUUAGGGAGUAGAAUUUAUUUUCAGUGCAAUCAUUUUGUUUUGAAAUUGAGCCACAUUGACUGGAUAGGUGGUUGAUAAUUCAGAUAUGUCUUGAGUAUUGCACUUAGCUGUAGAAACUUAAAGAAUGAUUCAUAGUUAUCAGCCUUCGUAUAUCCCUGAAAUUAAUUGAUUUUCACCAAAUAAUUCCUCAGUUCUUCAAAAACCUAUGAUUUUUUAAAUAGAGAGCUCAGUGAAAUUUAGUAAUGAGAGAUUAAAUGAUUUUCUAGUUUUCAUUUGCUAAAUACAUACAUCUGAAUUUAUACUUUCUUGAAAAGAUCACUAAUGCUCUUGUUUCUCUCCCCUCCUUGCAGUUUCAAGUACAAUAAGCAGCGUAUUCAGAUGUCUUAUCUCAUCAAUUAGAAAGUGCAAGCUCAUAAGUCACUCUUUCAGUGGGGUAGGAAGUACUUAAAAUUUGGCCUCAGAUUCUCUGAUUUCAAAAUCUUGAUCUGAGGAAGCUGCUUAGUAAACUUUGAAAAACAAGUCUUUAUAACCUAACCCAGUUGCAUCAAAAUAGAAUAGAUUUUCAUAUUCUGUUUCAAAUUAUUACAUAUCCAACAUUCAACUUGAAGAAAAUUCACUGCCUGUAUUUAUUUCUUCAUCACAUCAUGAAAUCAAUCUGACUUUCAAAGUUUCUAGUACAAGCUCUCUUGACCAAUAGUGCAAUAGAAACUGUAACAGAAACCUCAUUUUUUGAGGAGGAAUAGAUUGUUUGAGGGGAAUAAAUUGUUUUUUCCCUUUUCUUUAUUGCAAGUGUCCCAUCUCUGGGACACAUGAAGCAUUUCCAUGUUUAGACUUUUUAAAUCUUUUUUUUUUUUUUUUUUUUUUUUUGGAAUCAGGGUCUCGCUCUGUCACCCAAGCUGGAGUGCAGUGGUGCCAUCAUGGCUCGCAGCAUCAAUCUUCUGGGCUCAAGCCACCCUCCCACCUCAGUCUCCCAAGUAGCUGGGGCUACAGGUAGCACCAUGAUACUUGGUUAUUAAAAAAAAUUUAUUUUGUUGAAAUGGGGUCUCACUAUGUUGCCCAGGCUGGUCUUGAACUCCUGAGCUCAAGCAAUCCACUUGCCUCAGCCUCUCAAAGUGCUGGGAUUACAGGCAUGAGCCAUCACAUCUGGCGUAGACUUUUUUCCAUUGACAGGUGUUAGGUCUUACUAAUUCAUGUAUGAAAGCUAACUAGAUGAUUUUAUGUAUGUAUGUAUAGAUGUGUGUGUGUGUGUAUACAUAAUUAAUGUGCUGAAAUGUGCAGUGGGGGUCACAGCUAGUUCAGGUGUUUCUCUUUAUAGGUGACAUAUCAGAAAAUGGCUCUAUCAUUUACCUCCUAUGUGAUCUUGGGCAAAUUACUUAACCUCUCUCAGCCUCAGUUUUUUCAUUGGUAAUGUGGAAAUAAUAGCAAUACAACUAUUAUUUUUCUGUUUACCAGCAUGUAGUAAACACUCAGAAUUUAGAAUUAUUAUUGUGAUUUUUGUGAUCUUCUAGAGGUGAGGAUUUUUUCCUUAUUUAUGUUGAUAUAUCAAAGUGCCUCGUUAAUCAAUAUCUGAUGAAUGAAUAAGAACACUGAUAUCUUUCCUUUCACUUUUGCUGCUUAACUUGUUGCUAAUGUCUAAAAUUUCCUAGACUGGACAUUUUGCUUUUCACAUGUUAAAUGCUAAAAAAUUUAAUUGAAUAAUGUAUGUGGAGUACUUUGAAAAAUGUAAAUGGCCAUACAAAUGUAAUGGAUGAUGAUGAUGAUGAUGUUGAUGAUGCUAAUGAUGAUGAUAGUGUUGGAGUCACUUGCCAAAGAACAGGAAUGUUCUUUGCUGACUUCCCCUGUCUGCUGAAAGUGCCAGGUAAAAUUUGCUACCUGGAACCAAAACUGGCUGAAGACUAUGUAUGUAAGUAUGCAAAUAUUUGGAAGAGCUUAACAAUGCUGUUUGUGAAUUUGACACCCUUUGGACUGUUCAGCCGCUCUACCUGUGUAUCCUCUUCCACAGCCCUUCAUUUGUGUCUUUUAUGAGGUUUUGCUUUCAGUUAAAGAAGAUGACCUUCCUCAAAAGAGAAGAUUGUUCUUUGAUUAAGGAUUUGCAAAGAACUCUGCUUGUCUGCUACAGUUGUCAAACAGUGCAUUGUUGCCUUGUUCUCCCCACAUCUCCAUUUCUGAAUAUAUCUUUUUUAUUAGCGCAUUUGUCUUUUAUUCUUUACAAGAUAAGUCUCUGAAUAUAGAACUAAAUUUUAGUACCAUAUGCAGCAGUAGAGUGUGUGUGUGCACGCAUCUGCAUGCGCGCGUGUGUCUCUGUGUGUGUGUAGGGGGCUAUUCUUGAUUUUAUUGAUGACACAAGAUUACUAGUAUGUCUUACGUCUUCUUUACUCCACAGGUUAUGCUAUUUUAAGGGACAGAGUUUUGAACUGGGAAAGGGGAAGAAGAGAAACCCACCUGUAAUAGCUAAUUAUAGUAGUAAUUUAUUAUCUACUAUGUGCUAGUCAUUGUGCUAGGUAGUUUAUAUAAGCAAUAUUUUAAAGUACUUAUAGCAACUCUGUGAGAUAGAUAUGAUUACCCCAACUUUAUAAAUUAGGAAAUUGAGACUCAGAGAAGUUCAUGACUUUAUCCAGGUUCUCAUAGUAAAUAGAAGAGCCAGAAUUCAAAUAAACCCUGGACUUGGACUCUUGGUGCCUCUGUUUUGUUUUGUUUUUCCCAUCAGUAAAAUGGAUUGUGUGUGUGUGUGUGUAUGUGUGUGUGAAAAGCUCUCAUUGUUGGGAUGAGGCAAGGAGGAGGGUUCAGGUGACUCUCAUAGGAGCUGCAGAGAAUUACAGAUGUAUGAUGAGGUGAAUGAUGAAAUACUUGGAAAAGCUGGAACAUGUGGCUAGAAAUGGAAACUGAGAAACCCCAAGGCCCAUAUUCUCAGUGUUUGUGUGGUUUUCCCUAGGAGCCUGGUGAGUGCAGGUGAUAGUUGCUAAUCUGGGAAUGAGGAAAGGGAGCAUAUGGAAUUUGGAAAAUACCCCUCAAAUCUUGUUUGGCUUCUAAUAUUAAAGGACUUAUUUGUUAAUGUUGUUGAGUAUGAUAAUAGUAUGUGAUUAUAUUCUUAAUGUCUUUAUUAGUGAGAAAUUAUAUGAAAAUAUUGAUAAGUAAAAUAAUGUGAUGAAUAGGAUAUGCUUUAAAUACUUAAGCAAGAAAAAAAAGAGAAAGAGUGGAAGGGGACAGAUGGUGACUAUUGAAGGUAGAUCAUGAGUGUCUGCCAGUGGGGUAGCCUGCACACCUUCUACCCUCAGGGCCUCUUCUCUGUGGCUCUAAUCCAACAGAGGAAGGGAAUCUGACUCAUUCUGAAUAGAGUAGGGCCAAUGUUAGCUGUGCUAAGCUCUGUAUUUUUUCUACUGCUCCUCCUAAGAUUAUUUUUCCCAAAAGGUCCUUCUUAGGGAUGUACCUCUAUGAAGGGUGUUUCACUUUCCUGCACCUAGAGGUACAUAGCUCUAAUCUCAGUCAAGACUGACUCAGAGAAUGAAAAACAUUUAUAUGCCUCUGCUCUGAGUGUUCUCUGAGCUGGUCAGGGUGAGAGUGGGGUACAUAUCAUCCUAUAACCAUGAGGCCAUGCCUGGCUUCUCACACAGUUAGUUCCUUAGAGUGGGGCUCUCUGUUUGGCCUUCUGACUCUGGAAUGCGUAUUCUUUGAUCUCACUCCAUCCUUGAAGAUAUGAUCCCAUCCUUAUUCCAUUCUUAAGCUUUCAGGCAGACCAGCUCCAUACCCCAAAAUGGAUGGUGGUGGAAUUGGGGGAUUCUGGAGGAAAGUGAUACAAGUAGUUCUUGUGAUACAAAUUGUUCUUCCUAUAAGUAGUAGGAAGACGAGGUAGUGGAAACUUUAGUGUUAUAGCCAAGAUUCAAAACUAGCCCAUGAAAGGAAAAUAAAUUCUAAACUGCUCCAUUGUACCAAGAGUCAUGUGGCAAUUCAUUCAUUCAUUUCUUCAUUUCUUCAUUCGGUCAUUCAACAAACAUUUAGGACCAGACCCUUAUUAAAUGCUGGAUGUACUAAAAUUAAAGAGACCGUUUCUGAUCUGAAGGUUCUGGUAGCCUAGUGGAGGAGACAGCCAUUGAGUUAAUAAUUGUAGCAUGCGUUGAUAAAUGCCAUCCGUGAUAGAAGGAAGUCCCGUGUGCUAUGAAAGUGCUGAGGAGAUGCAUGUAAUGCAGUUUGUGGGAAGGUUAGUUAUCUACUGGGGAAAUGGGUACAGCUAAGCUUUAAAGAAUUCUUAGGAGUUAGCCAGGCAAAGAAGUGUGGAUUGCAUUCCUGUAGUAGAGAAUGUGUCUAGAAACAUGGAGGAAUAACAGCAUCAUGAGUUAGAGUUUUUGCAAGUCAAUAUGACUGAAAUGUGGAACACAAGGAAAAGAGGCAGAAGGUGAAACCCGACAGGUGAGCAGGGAGCUCUUCAUGCUGGGCUUGAUAUGCUAAGUUAAUUGUUUGGAUUUCAGCCAGCAGAAAAUGAGGAAGAUUUGAAUUUGAGAAAUCACACUGGGUGUCAUGUGGAAAAAGGAUCAAAAGGGAAUCAGUCUGGACAUCACAGCAAUCAAUCUAGGGAAAAGAUUACACAAACUUGAAUUAAGGUGAUGUCAAUGUGGAUGGAGAAGAGGGUAGACCCUGGAGUUGAUUUCUAGACAGAACCAAUAGGGCCAAUAAGUAGAUCACUAGUCUACACGAAGGACACAAAAAUAGUGAGUAAAGACAGAUAUGCAGUGGCAGGUAAUUGAGGAGGAUGUCUGAUUCCUUAUCGAUCCACCAAUCAAGAGAAAAAAAUAAACAGGUUUCAGGCAUAAUUUUUACUUAAACCAUGUGGUGAAUGUAACAAUGCACAUUUGUGAAAUAUGUCCAAAUCCUCUUUAUGUAUGUCUAACAUUUCUUAAUGACAGCUUAGAAUGAAAAGAAGAUGAAUGGCUUAAAAGGGGGCAAUGACAGAAAAUCAUCUAUAAAAUCUUAGGCUUUAUGUCGUGCAAGAAGAAACCAAUAAAAAAUUAAGAUGGAAUUCGGACAUAUACUAUCAAAUCUACAAUGUUAAUAACUAGCACUGGCAAAGAAUGGGGAAAAUAUUACUUUAAUUUCUCAUUUAUCAAAAACAACAGAACAAACAAAUAACUCCUGAGGCUUAUACAUAUUAAAUGAUUUGCUUGAAGUCACACAUAGCUGUAGGUGGGAACUCACAUUCCCUCCUAGGGAUCUCUGCAGGGCGUUGUGAUAACACCAUGACUCAACAUGUUUGGGGUCUAAGUAAUUAAAACUAAAGUUGGAGUAGCCAAUUUGCAGGAAAAAAAAAAUGAGUACUGCAAAUGAUAAUGAAGAACCUGUAUAAUUUUGGGGGGUUCCAUUGGAAUGAGAGAUGGAAGGAAAUAAGAAAAAGAGUACUGCAUUAUCUGCAUGUUAUACAAGCAAAUUUCAUCUCGAAAUUACUUAUUAGUGUAAAUGAUAUUAGAAUUUUAAAGCAGUUACGUAGGGAAUAUUAAUAGGACUAAAGAUAAUUGACAUUUAAACUUUCAGUUCAUUUCAACCACUGUGCUACUGUUGACCAUCUGCUAUGUACCUAGCAUUGUGACAAGUCCCAAGGGAGUACAAAUGUAAUAUAAGAUGGUUUUGUCUCCAAGGAUCUUAAAGUGUUGUUAGGGAAACUAGAUUUGCAAACAUGAAACUAAUUUAGAACCAUCUAGAACAGUUUAUAAUCAGUGAAAUAUUUAUAUAAUGAAGUACAAAAAUUUUGGAAGCAGAUAAUACAUGCUCUGGGUAGUCAGAAAAGGGAGCUAUUGAUAAUGUCCAGAGUCAAUUAGAAGGCUUCACUCAAGGCUGCAGUGCCGUGGUGUGAUCUCAGCUCACUGCAACCUCUGCCUCCUGGGUUCAAGCAAUUCUCCUGCCUCAGCUUCCGGAGGAGCUGGGAUUACAGGUGGGUGCCACCACACCUGGCUAAUUUUUGUAUUUUUAGUAGAGACAGGGUUUCACCAUGUUGGCCAGGCUGGUCUCAAACUCCUGACCUUGGCCUCCCAAAGUGCUGGAAUUACAGGCAUGAGCCACUGCAUCCGGCCAAUGUAACUCUUAAGAUGAGCCUUGAAGGGUGAAAGGGAUCUGAUUUUUCAAGAAAGUAAAGGGCAAGACUAGUGAAGUAAACGUUUUGUUUUGUGUUUUCUAAGAAAUAAAUAACUAGUCUAAUAUUCUAAAUAGUCUAAUAUUUUGUCUGCUCACUGCAGUUUUACUUAAUGAAAUAUUGGAAACAACCUAAAUGCCAAACAAUAGAAUAGGGGAAGUGUCCAUAUUUCAUGCUAAAUCUGUAUCACUGAAUAUUAUUAAACCAGUAAAAAUAAUUAAAGAACAAUGUAGUCUGGCGGAAAAGCAUGGCUUGCAGCCUGUUAAACUAUCAGUUUUAUACUUAUUAGCUUUGUGCCUUUGGGCAAGUCACUUACUGUUUUUGAACUUUGGUUUAUUCAACUUUUAAUGGUAAUGAUAGUGACCACCUUGCAAAAUUAUUGCGAGGGUUAAAAAUAAAUAUAUAGGGCCGGGCGUGGUGGCUCAUGCCUGUAGUCACAGCACUUUGGGAGGCCAAGGCGGGAGGAUCACAAGGUUAGGAGAUCGAGACCAUUCUGGCUAACACGGUGAAACCCCGUCUCGCCACUGUCCUCCAGCUUGGGAGACAGACCAAGACUCCAUCUCAAAAAAAAAAAAAAAGUAUAUAGAGAACCUGGUGCAUAGUGGAUGCUCAAGAGAUGUUAUUCACACUUAAUGAUGUAUAUACUCUGCUGGUAUGUAAACAGGUACUGUCUUUCUGAAGGACGAUUUCUUAAUUCUUAGCAAGAGCUUUAAAAAUGAGUGUUUUCUGUAUGACUCAGCAAUCCCAUAACUAAAAAUUUAUUCUAAGGAAAUAAAGAUGUGUGCACAUCUGGUCACACGUGGCACCUCACUCCUGUAAUCUUAGCACUUGGGAGGCUGAGGCAGGAGGAUCCCUUCAGCCCAGGUGUUCGAGACCAGCCUGAGCAGUAUAGUGAGACUCUGUCUCUACAAAAAAUAAAAUUAGUAAAAGAAAAGAAAAGAAUAUUCUUUGCAGCAUUGAAUAGAAUACUGGAAAACACCCCAAAAUUUCACAAAUAGAUGAUUGGUAAAGUAAAUUUUGAUUCUCUUACAUAAAGGAGAUUAUAAAACCAUUAAAAUGAUGAUAUAGAAGUGCAUAGAAAGAAACAGAUUAUAAAACUAUACACAGUUUAAUCCUAUUCUGGUAAAUGUAUAUUUAUGCAGAGAAAAUUUUCUAGAAGGAUAACAUGCCAAAAUGUUAACUACAGUUGUUUCUGAGUAGUGGGCCCUUUAGGUGAUUUUUAUCUUCUUCAUGUUGCUUACCUGAAUUUUUUCCUUUUAUGAUAAUGAGGAUUGCUAAUUAAAUUUUUCAAAAAUAGGGAUGGAUCUCUGUUAAAAAUUUUUAGUGACAUAGGAAAAUGCUUAAGACUUAAGAAAGAUUUAAAACUUAUGUUUUAUACAAUCCCAGUUUUGUUAAGUACUUUUUAGUCUAUGACUGAAUUUUGCUUUUACAGCUUUUGCUCUCAAAAAGUAGCAAAGCUCCCAAGAAACGAUGAGGAUAGAAGGGGCCGUAAAAUAUCGAACAGAGAUUAAAUUUGUGUAUGCACAGACCUCUUUUGUUUUUUUUCUUCAUUUUCAUCACAGUUUUAACAGUUGGCCUUCUGGGCUAUUUUUAUAGACAAAGUUGAACUAUUGUAAAAGGCCAUUCUUUCCCUUCCUGCCUUGUCUACUUUCAUCCUUACUAAGAACUCAGCAAAUUCAGUACUUAAUAGGCACCGAGGGUAUACAAUGGUGAACAGAAAGCUCACUGUUCACUUAGAAAAGACAGUCAACAGUCACCUAAAUAAAUACAUCAUUACAAAUUGUGCUUACUACUUUGGACAAAACUGCAGUGUUACACAGAAAGAAAUGAAGGUGGAGAUCAGGGAAUCAUUUCAGACAAGGAAGUUUGCAAAGACCUCCAUGAUGAGGAAGGGACACUUAAAGUCAGUUUUGAAGUAUGAGUAGGAGUUAGUCCCACAAAAUGUGGAGGGAAAGCACUCUAUGAAGAGAGACAAGGACAUAGAAAGGUUUUCAAGCCAAAAAAAAAAAAAAAAAAAAAAAAAAAGAAAAGAAAAGAAACACAAAAAAACAAAAAACAGUGUUAAGGAAAAAACGGGCCAGGUGUGGUGGCUCAUGCCUGUAAUCCCAGCACUUUGGGAGGCCGAGGUGGUCGGAUCACUUGAGGCCAGGAGUUUGAGAACAGCCUGGCCAACAUGGUGAAACCCCGGCUCUACUAAAAAUACAAAAUUAGCCAGAUGUGGUGACCAGCACCUGUAAUCCCAGCUACUGGCGGGACUGAGGCAGGAGAAUCACGUGAGCCUGGGAGGUGGAGGUUGCAGUGAGCGGAGAUCAGGCCACUGCACCCCAGGCUGGGCGACAGAGCAAGACUCUGUCUCAAAAAAAUAAAACAAAACACACACACAACAGUGUCUGGCUCUUGUGUCACAAUGUUAGCUUGGAAGAUAGGCAGGGACUUUGACCACACUAAGGAGGAUUUGGGAUUUUGUCCUGAAGACAGUGAGCAGCCCCUGAGGACUUUGAGCAGUGGUUACUAUUUAUGACUGUAUGAAGCAGUUUAUAAUUUAAAAAGAUCUGUUUGGCUGCUCUGAGGAGAAAGAGUGGAGAGAGGCAAGAAGAAAUCUGAAAAAUGAGUUAGGAGGCUGUUAGACUUGAUCAGGAGAUGCUGCUGCUGAGUAAUGACAGUGAUGAUAAAGAAUAGAAGACAGUUGAGAGAUGUAUUUGAUAGGAUUUAGUGAUAAGACUUAGUGAUUAAUAGGACUUAGUAAUGGAUUGGAUUAGAGGAGUGAGGCAUGGCGGGGAAUAGGGGCUGUCAAGGAUGAGCUUUAGAAUGCUUUGCUUGAGUGACUUGGUGGAUUACACAGAUGGUGGAGUAGGUUUCUUUCUUGGGGGAAGGGAGACCUAAGAGUCAAUGUCGGACAUGUUUUCUUUGAGAUAUUUAUAAGAUUCCCAAGUGGAGAAAUUGAAUCGAUGAGGCCUGUUAUUCACAAGAGCUACCCACCUGGGAUGGAGACAGACCUUUCAGAGCAGUUGGCCCCUGGACGGUCCUGACAGUCCUGUGGAUGGAUGGGAUUGCCUAUGGGGAGAAUAUCGAGAGAGAGGAACAGAGAAUCUAGGACUGAGCCCUGAUGAAUUCCAACACUUAGAUAUCAACUAAUAGGGGGAAGUGGCAAAGCACUUGAAGAAGGAUACAUUCCAGGGGAGGAAGAUCAGGGGAAUGUGGGGUCUGGGACGCCAAGGGGAGAGAGUUUCAAGAAGGAGGGAGGGAGGGAUUGACUGUACAGAAUGCUCUGAAAAGCCUAGGAAAAUGGUGAUUGGAAAGUGCCCGAUGGAUUGGCAAUCUGGAGGCUCUAGGUGAUUGUAGGAAAUGGAUUCAGUGCAGUGGUGGAUGUGGGAGCCAAACUGGAGUGAGUGGAAGGAGGAAUAGGAAUAACAGAGGAGAACGUGUGCACGACUCUUCAUCAUCUUGGCUCUGAAGGCAGAGGACCGUCGCUGGAAGGGAAUGGAAAGGCAAGAGAGAGGUUUUUUUCUUUCCCUUCGACAAGGGAGAUUCUACAGUUUGUUUGAAUCCUGGUAGGAAUGAUUUAGCAAGGGAGGAGAGAUUAAUUCCAUAGGAGACACACUGAUGGAUGGAGAGCCCCAGUGAGUGCUGGGAUUGGUGUUUGACAGGACAAGGAAAGGAGCUGCUAGUAGGUUUUUGACAUCUGCUAUUUAAUAUAUGUGGAGUGUAUACCAGGCACUGUGCAAAGUAUCCACUCACACCAUAAUCACAAUAGCACAAUAAUCACAGUAGCCCUAUGAAGUUGAUAUAAUUAUUCCCAUUUUACAGAUGAGGAAAUUGGGCUUAAGUGGAGAUAGAUCCAAGGUCUUAAGUCAGAACUGUUUGAUUUCAGAGUUCAUACUCUUAACUCUUACUAAUAAGAUUUCCUCAGGCCCAGACGCGGUGGCUCACGCUUGUAAUCCCAGCACUUUGGGAGGCAGAGGCGGGUGGAUCACGAGGUCAGGAGAUCGAGACCAUCCUGGCUAACACGGUGAAACCCCAUCUCUACUAAAAUUACAAAAAAUUAGCCGGGCGUGGUGGCGGGCACCUGUAGUCCCAGCUACUCGGGAGGCUGAGGUAGGAGAAUGGCGUGAACCCAGGAGGCGGAGCUUGCAGUGAGCCGACAUCGCGCCACUGCACUCCAGCCUGGGCGACAGAGCGAGACUCCGUCUCAAAACAAAACAAAACAAAAAAAGAUUUCCUCUAUGAUGGUGUAUUAGUUUGCUCCAGCUGCCAUAAAAGUACCACAGACUGGGUGGCUAAAACAACAGAAAUGUAUUUUCUCACAGUUCUGGAGGCUUGAAGUCUGAGAUUGAGGUGUUGGCAGGUUUGAUUUCUCCUGAGGCCUCUCCUUGAGUUGCAGAUGGCUGCCUUCUCUCUCUGUCCUCACGCGGCCUUUCCUCUGUGUUCUCACAUUUCUGGUAUCUCUUAUGUGUCCUAAUCUCGUCUUAAAAGGACAGCAGUCAAAUUGGAUUAGGGUCCACCACCGAAACGGCCUCAUUUUAACUUAAUCACCCUUUUAAAGGCCUUAUCUCUGGGUACAGUCACAUUUUGAGGUUAAGGUUUCAACAUAUGAAUUCUAAGCACCACAAAAUUCAGUCAACAACAGAUGGCUUUUUAAAGUAUAAGGAAAGGGGUGGCCCCGGGGGGAGUUUUGAAGACAGUAUAACUAUAAUUGAAGAGUAUAGAAGAAGGAGCUUACUAGAGAAAUGUAGCCUUAGGGUCAGUUGAGGUUGAAGAUCAUUCAUUUAUAUCUAUCAGGCCCAAUUAUUCAAGCCUCCGCAGCAGCAGUCAGGUGUAUGUGUGGAGUAAAGAGGAACCCUGCUUUGAUGAGGCUGCUGGAUGCUCACAUGGGCUUAUUAACCAGCCAAAUGACCACCUCUCGUGCACAAAAUUGAACUGUAAAUGAGUUUUAUUCACAUCCUUGGCACAAGUACAAAUUACUAUUUGUCAUGGACCUUUUUGGCUGCUCUCAAGUUGUUGAAAACGUGGAUGUUAAAUCCAUGACUGCUAAGAUUUUGUUGCAUUCACCAAUGCACAAAUUGCCUUGAACAUUUUUUUCAAUCUGUUCUAAAAAUGGUCUUUCAUGAUUACUCACCACUCUCUUCCUCUUUCUCUAUCCCACUUUCUUUCUUCCUUUUUUUUUCCAUCUUCACUUAUCAACAAUUUAUUGAGUACCUACUAGGUGUCUGGCACUAAGGAUGAAGAGUCCACAGUCUAUCGUAUGUCUAUAUGCAGGUAUAUAUGUGUAUAGUGUAUAUAUAUAUAUGCAGAUAUGUAUACUCUCUAUAUAUCCUAAAGACCUGAGUGAUAAGUGCUGUUACUAAAGUAUUAAUUCAUUUGUUCAUUUAAUCCUAUGAAUAUAUUGAGUCCCUACUAAGUGCCAGACAGUGUGUUAGGCUUGGGAUAGAGCCAUGAGUAACGUAUAGUUUCUGCCCUUAAGAAAUUUACAAGCUGGUUUAGAAAAAUAAACAGGUAAGUACACAGAGACAAUGCAAUAUGACUUUUGUAACAUUAAAAGAUCUCAAAGAAAAAAAUGACUCUUGUCUCUGCUUUGCUGUGCAUAUUUGGGUACGUGUGGAAAGGAGCUAUUGCUGCAUUUUAAUGAAAAGAGCUAUAAAAAGAACAUCCUUUCAUAAACAUUUUUGAAUGCUUGUAAUCAUUGUGUAGUGAUGGUUUUAUAGCUCUUGAAUUAUGAGCAAGCCAUUGAGUUGAGGGAUUUGUGAGUUUUUUCCUCAUUUGAACUUAUUGUCCAUACCCUGUGCUAUUAUCAACUCAUUUUCUUAGGUGGUUUAAUGAUUAAUGGUAUUCCUGAAAUACUCUACAGAAACCUGCUGAAUAUUAAAACUUGAGAAAAGUCACAGUAAUGCUUCAUUACUGUGACAGUGGGUGAGCAGACAGCAUGUGCUGGCCUAGCAUAUAUCUCGGAUAUUUGGAACUUGGAACUAUGCAUUAAUGUGGGGAUUUUCUUGUAAUAUGAUUUUUAAAAUAUAAUGAAUAGCAGAUCAAAAACACUGAGAAGGAAAUGGACUUUUGUAGAUUAUGCAAUCAAACUAUUUUCAACUAUCACCUAUUAUCUCAGGAAAAAAAGUUAUUUACAACCAAAUAUUUAUGGAGUUAAUUGAGAUGAUGUUUAUAAACUUGUUGCUUUCUUUGGAGCUGAUGUGUUACACAGACUCAAGGUAUUAUUAUCUGCAAUCUAGACUUAUUUCUUUGGGAAAAUGCUAAUCAUAUUAUGGAAAUAGUUCAGGUAGUGGAAGAGAGAAAAGGCAAAUCUGAUAAAUAGCGUAUGUAGGAUUUAGAAUCAGUGAUUAACCUGGUAACUGCUGGAAAUUGCUUUGAUGUCAAGCAAUGGACGUUCACAUUCAUGUGGACGUCACGUUCAUGUGGACAUCAUUUCAGAAUCAUAUUCCAGAGUAUGUCAUAGUGGAAAGAUCACUGGAUUGGGAUCAGGAAAUCUAAGUACUAGUCUGGCUCUGCCAUUGACCACCUAUGUGUCUCAUUUUACCCAUCUUUAAAAGGAAGUGGUUAUGGGAAGAGGUCUCUAAGGUCCUUCCAGUUCUGAUAUUUUGUCGUUCUGUCCUUCUACGUCCCACACUUAUCGAAAGGAUUUUGAGUUAGUGUGCAUCCAGGAGCUUAUUUCCGUGGGCUAUUGGGAACAGCAGGCCUUGCUUCUCCAGGACUUGAUAUGUCUUCUGUUAACUGCUGACAGUGAGUCAUGCCACCUAAAAGGCUCCCUUGGUAGCCUUAAAGAUUGAAAGGACAAAUGGACAGUGUUGAGAACUCUGUGGAAGAGGAGACCAGAGAGACGUUGAUCAUCAUGGCUCCUUGGGAUUUGCAAAGAGGAAUGACUAAAACGGGGUCCUUCACUACAGCCAGGUCAAAGGUCAGGUCAGGAAUGUGGACAAUGCUGGUGACUCCAGUUGCUUCCAAGAUCCGGUACUUGCAGGAAUAUCAUAACCGGGUUCUCCACAACAUUUAUCCUGUGCCAUCAGGAACAGAUAUUGCAAACACCUUGAAAUACUUUUCUCAGACCUUGUUAAGCAUUUUGUCCCGCACAGGGAAGAAGGAAAACCAAGAUGCCUCCAAUUUGACAGUGCCCAUGACCAUGUGUCUUUUUCCUGUGCCAUUCCCACUCACCCCAUCUCUAAGACCGCAGGUCAGUUCCAUCAACCCUACUGUUACUCGCUCCCUCCUUUACAGCGUCCUGCGAGAUGCUCCCUCAGAACGCGGCCCGCAAAGUCGUGAUGCUCAGUUGUCAGACUACCCUUCUUUGGACUACCAAGGCCUCUACGUGACUUUGGUGACUCUCCUGGAUCUAGUUCCUUUACUACAGCAUGGCCAACACGAUCUUGGACAGUCGAUAUUUUAUACAACUACAUGUUUGCUACCUUUUCUCAAUGAUGAUAUUCUGAGUACUUUGCCCUACACGAUGAUAUCAACGUUAGCUACCUUUCCUCCAUUUCUGCACAAGGAUAUCAUUGAAUAUCUUAGCACAUCUUUUCUACCAAUGGCUAUAUUGGGCUCCUCAAGGAGAGAAGGUGUACCUGCCCAUGUUAACCUCUCUGCAUCAUCCAUGCUAAUGAUUGCAAUGCAGUACACAUCCAAUCCAGUGUAUCAUUGUCAAUUACUGGAAUGCCUCAUGAAAUAUAAACAAGAAGUCUGGAAAGAUCUUUUGUAUGUGAUUGCGUAUGGGCCUUCACAAGUGAAGCCUCCAGCUGUGCAAAUGCUUUUCCACUACUGGCCCAAUUUAAAACCUCCUGGGGCAAUAAGCGAGUACAGGGGGUUGCAGUACACAGCUUGGAAUCCCAUCCACUGCCAGCACAUUGAAUGCCACAAUGCAAUUAACAAACCAGCUGUGAAGAUGUGUAUAGACCCUUCCCUGUCAGUAGCAUUGGGUGAUAAACCACCCCCGUUGUAUCUCUGUGAAGAAUGCAGCGAGAGGAUUGCAGGGGACCACAGUGAGUGGCUGAUUGAUGUUCUUCUGCCACAAGCUGAAAUAUCUGCUAUAUGUCAGAAAAAGAACUGCAGUUCCCACGUUAGAAGAGCAGUUGUCACCUGCUUCUCAGCAGGGUGCUGCGGUCGUCACGGAAACAGGCCUGUUCGGUACUGCAAGAGGUGCCACUCAAAUCAUCACAGUAAUGAAGUGGGGGCCGCUGCGGAGACCCACCUCUAUCAGACCUCUCCUCCGCCUAUCAACACGCGGGAAUGCGGCGCUGAGGAGCUGGUCUGUGCCGUGGAGGCCGUGAUCAGCUUGUUGAAAGAAGCCGAGUUCCAUGCUGAGCAGCGAGAAUACGAGCUGAACCGGCGGCGGCAGCUGGGCCUCUCCUCUUCCCACCAUUCCCUGGAUAAUGCUGACUUUGAUAACAAGGACGAUGAUAAACACGAUCAGAGGCUGCUCAGUCAAUUUGGAAUAUGGUUCUUAGUGAGCCUCUGCACACCCAGUGAGAACACACCUACAGAAAGCUUGGCCCGGCUGGUGGCCAUGGUGUUUCAGUGGUUUCACUCCACUGCAUAUAUGAUGGAUGAUGAAGUGGGAAGUCUGGUGGAAAAGCUGAAGCCUCAGUUUGUAACCAAAUGGCUGAAGACCGUAUGUGAUGUUCGCUUCGAUGUCAUGGUCAUGUGCCUUCUUCCUAAACCCAUGGAAUUUGCCAGGGUUGGUGGCUACUGGGAUAAGUCCUGUAGCACAGUGACUCAGCUGAAGGAAGGUCUCAACCGAAUCCUCUGCCUGAUCCCGUAUAAUGUGAUCAAUCAAUCUGUCUGGGAGUGUAUUAUGCCGGAAUGGCUGGAAGCCAUCAGAACAGAAGUCCCAGAUAAUCAGUUAAAAGAAUUCAGGGAAGUAUUAAGCAAAAUGUUUGACAUUGAACUCUGUCCUCUGCCUUUCUCAAUGGAGGAGAUGUUUGGUUUUAUUAGUUGUCGGUUUACAGGAUACCCCUCCUCUGUGCAGGAGCAAGCUUUGCUAUGGCUUCAUGUAUUAUCAGAGUUAGAUAUCAUGGUUCCACUUCAACUACUAAUAAGUAUGUUUUCUGAUGGAGUUAAUUCAGUCAAAGAGCUGGCAAAUCAAAGAAAAUCAAGAGUCAGUGAACUGGCAGGGAACCUUGCAUCUCGAAGGGUGAGUGUUGCCUCUGAUCCUGGUCGACGAGUUCAGCACAAUAUGCUCAGUCCAUUUCAUAGUCCUUUCCAGAGUCCGUUUCGGAGUCCUAUGCGUAGUCCGUUUCGUAGCCCUUUCAAGAAUUUUGGACACCCAGGAGGAAGGACUAUUGACUUUGAUUGUGAAGAUGAUGAAAUGAAUCUAAAUUGUUUCAUCCUCAUGUUUGAUCUUCUCCUGAAGCAGAUGGAGUUACAAGAUGAUGGAAUCACGAUGGGUUUAGAGCACAGCUUAUCAAAGGACAUUAUUUCUAUUAUAAACAAUGUCUUCCAAGCCCCCUGGGGGGGAUCCCACACCUGCCAGAAGGACGAAAAAGCAAUCGAGUGCAACUUAUGUCAGUCUAGUAUCCUCUGCUAUCAGCUUGCUUGUGAACUCCUGGAGAGACUAGCUCCUAAAGAAGAAAGCCGGCUGGUGGAGCCCACAGACAGCCUUGAGGAUAGCCUCCUUUCUUCCAGACCAGAGUUUAUCAUAGGCCCUGAAGGGGAGGAGGAGGAGAAUCCUGCAAGCAAGCAUGGGGAGAACCCAGGCAAUCGCACCGAGCCUGUGGAACAUGCUGCAGUAAAGAAUGAUACUGAAAGAAAAUUUUGCUACCAACAGCUUCCGGUAACAUUGAGACUAAUAUAUACCAUUUUCCAGGAAAUGGCUAAGUUUGAAGAGCCAGACAUUCUUUUUAAUAUGCUCAAUUGCCUGAAGAUUCUCUGUCUGCAUGGAGAAUGUUUAUACAUUGCCAGAAAAGAUCACCCUCAAUUUUUAGCCUACAUUCAGGACCACAUGUUGAUUGCAAGCCUGUGGAGGGUCGUCAAAUCCGAGUUCUCUCAGCUAUCUUCACUGGCAGUCCCUCUUCUCCUCCAUGCCCUGUCACUUCCUCAUGGUGCUGACAUCUUCUGGACAAUCAUAAAUGGCAAUUUCAACAGCAAAGACUGGAAGAUGAGGUUUGAAGCAGUGGAAAAAGUUGCUGUAAUUUGUAGAUUUCUGGAUAUUCACUCAGUAACCAAAAACCACCUGCUGAAGUACUCCCUGGCACAUGCCUUCUGCUGCUUCCUGACAGCGGUGGAGGAUGUCAACCCCGCAGUGGCCACCAGAGCUGGUCUCCUGCUUGACACCAUAAAGAGGCCAGCAUUGCAGGGUCUAUGUCUUUGUCUUGAUUUCCAGUUUGAUACUGUGGUUAAAGACAGACCCACAAUUUUGAGCAAGCUUUUACUCUUGCAUUUUCUUAAGCAGGAUAUUCCUGCUCUGAGCUGGGAGUUCUUUGUCAAUAGAUUUGAGACGCUUUCUUUGGAAGCCCAGCUACAUUUGGAUUGUAACAAGGAAUUUCCUUUUCCUACAACCAUCACUGCUGUGAGGACCAAUGUUGCUAACCUCAGCGAUGCAGCCUUAUGGAAGAUCAAGAGAGCUCGCUUUGCAAGAAACCGCCAGAAGAGUGUACGUUCCCUGAGGGACAGUGUGAAAGGGCCUGUGGAAUCCAAGAGGGCACUCUCCCUCCCUGAGACCCUGACCUCCAAAAUUCCUAUGAGGUUGACCAGGCAUGAGCAGUCUGCUCCAGCUCUCGGUGGGACACCCGAACAGACGCCAGGACAACAAUCUCCGGAGAAUGACAACACCAUCAAGGACCUGCUCCCAGAAGAUGCUGGGAUCGACCACCAGACAGUUCACCAGCUGAUUACAGUGCUCAUGAAGUUCAUGGCCAAGGAUGAAAGCAGCGCUGAGUCAGACAUCAGCAGUGCAAAGGCCUUCAACACGGUCAAGCGACACCUGUACGUCUUACUCGGCUAUGACCAGCAGGAAGGUUGCUUCAUGAUUGCACCUCAAAAAAUGCGCCUGUCAACUUGCUUUAAUGCAUUCAUUGCAGGAAUUGCCCAAGUUAUGGACUAUAACAUUAACUUGGGAAAACACCUUCUCCCCUUAGUGGUUCAGGUGCUCAAAUACUGCUCUUGUCCUCAACUCCGGCAUUAUUUCCAACAGCCGCCUCGUUGCUCCCUCUGGUCCCUAAAGCCUCACAUCCGGCAGAUGUGGUUGAAGGCCUUGCUUGUCAUCCUUUACAAGUAUCCAUACCGAGACUGUGAUAUCAGCAAGAUCCUGCUGCAUCUGAUUCACAUAACAGUCAAUACACUCAAUGCGCAGUAUCAUAGCUGCAAGCCCCAUGCCACGGCAGGACCUUUGUACAGUGACAACAGUAACAUAAGCAGAUACAGCGAAAAAGAAAAAGAAGAAGAUAGUGUUUUUGAUGAAUCUGAUAUUCAUGAUACACCUACUGGACCCUGCAAUAAAGAGUCUCAAACUUUUUUUGCAAGAUUGAAAAGAAUAGGCGGCAGCAAAAUGGUGAAAUAUCAGCCGGUUGAGAUGAAUGUUCAGAGAAGUGAAAUAGAACUGGCUGAAUAUAGAGAGACGGGUGCAUUACAAGACAGCCUUCUCCACUGUGUGAGAGAAGAAAGCAUUCCGAAAAAAAAGCUACGCUCUUUCAAACAAAAAUCUCUUGAUAUAGGGAAUGCAGACUCGCUUUUGUUUACAUUAGACGAACAUCGUAGGAAGUCGUGCAUAGAUCGGUGUGACAUAGAGAAGCCUCCGACCCAAGCUGCGUAUAUUGCACAAAGACCAAACGACCCUGGACGUUCUAGACAGAACUCUGCUACGAGGCCUGACAAUAGUGAAAUCCCCGAGAACCCAGCUAUGGAAGGGUUUCCAGACGCUCGAAGGCCUGUCAUACCAGAGGUUAGGUUAAACUGUAUGGAGACGUUCGAGGUGAAAGUUGACUCGCCGGUAAAGCCUGCUCCUAAAGAGGAUUUAGAUCUGAUAGAUCUGUCCUCAGAUUCAACCUCGGGGCCUGAAAAACACUCUAUACUCUCAACCUCUGACAGCGACUCUCUUGUAUUUGAGCCUCUUCCCCCUCUCAGAAUAGUCGAGAGUGACGAAGAAGAGGAGACAAUGAACCAAGGCAAUGACAGCCCGUCUGGUAAAAAUGCUGCCUCUUCUCCCUCCGUCCCCAGUCAUCCCUCCGUCCUCAGCCUGAGCACAACUCCGCUUGUACAAGUAAGUGUGGAGGAUUGUUCCAAAGACUUUUCUUCUAAGGACUCAGGAAAUAAUCAGUCAGCAGGGAACACAGACUCUGCCCUCAUCACUCUGGAAGACCCUAUGGAUGCUGAAGGAUCCUCAAAGGCAGAGGAGCUGCCAGAGUUCUCCUGCGGUAGCCCACUAACGCUGAAGCAAAAACGAGACCUCCUUCAGAAGUCGUUUGCUCUCCCUGAGAUGUCACUGGAUGAUCACCCUGACCCGGGCACUGAGGGGGAGAAGCCUGGGGAGCUGAUGCCAAGUUCAGGGGCAAAAACCGUCCUCCUCAAAGUUCCCGAAGAUGGGGAGAACCCUACAGAAAGUGAGAAGCCUGAUACCAGUGCAGAAUCUGAUACAGAACAGAAUCCUGAAAGGAAGGUGGAAGAGGAUGGAGCUGAGGAAUCUGAAUUUAAGAUUCAGAUUGUUCCCAGGCAGAGGAAGCAGAGGAAGAUUGCUGUCAGUGCUAUCCAGAGAGAGUACCUCGACAUCUCCUUCAACGUUCUAGACAAACUGGGAGAACAGAAAGAUCCAGAUCCUUCUACUAAAGGACUUUCAACUUUGGAAAUGCCACGAGAAUCUUCAUCUGCCCCUACAUUAGAAGCAGGUGUGCCGGAAACAAGUAGCCAUUCCUCAAUAUCAACUCAGUAUAGGCAGAUGAAAAGGGGAUCCCUGGGAGUUCUGACAAUGAGCCAGUUAAUGAAGCGGCAGCUGGAGCAUCAGUCUAGCGCCCCCCAUAACAUCAGCAACUGGGACACUGAACAGAUACAGCCUGGGAAACGCCAGUGUAACGCGCCAACGUGCCUAAACCCUGAGCUGGAGGGGCAGCCAUUGAGGAUGAGAGGUGCCACCAAAUCCAGCCUGCUAUCAGCACCAAGCAUAGUCAGUAUGUUUGUGCCUGCACCCGAAGAAUUCACUGACGAGCAGCCGACGGUGAUGACGGACAAAUGCCAUGACUGUGGGGCCAUUCUUGAAGAAUACGAUGAAGAGACACUUGGGCUGGCCAUCGUGGUCCUCUCCACAUUCAUUCACUUAAGCCCAGACCUGGCAGCCCCGCUGCUGCUGGAUAUCAUGCAGUCUGUGGGAAGAUUGGCAUCCAGUACUACCUUUUCUAAUCAAGCAGAAAGCAUGAUGGUUCCCGGCAAUGCGGCGGGGGUGGCCAAGCAGUUCCUGCGCUGUAUCUUCCAUCAGUUGGCCCCCAACGGCAUCUUCCCGCAGCUGUUCCAAAGCACCAUCAAAGAUGGGACUUUUUUACGGACCUUAGCCUCGUCUCUGAUGGACUUCAAUGAGCUGAGCUCCAUCGCAGCUCUCAGUCAGCUCCUAGAGGGUCUAAAUAACAAAAAGAAUUUACCAGCAGGGGGUGCUAUGAUUCGCUGUUUGGAAAACAUUGCAACUUUCAUGGAAGCUUUGCCUAUGGAUUCUCCUAGUAGCCUCUGGACCACAAUCAGCAACCAGUUUCAGACAUUUUUUGCCAAGCUGCCUUGUGUUUUACCUCUGAAGUGUUCUUUAGAUUCCAGUUUGAGAAUUAUGAUUUGCCUCUUGAAGAUCCCUUCUACCAAUGCUACAAGGAGUUUGUUGGAACCAUUUUCAAAACUGCUCAGCUUUGUAAUUCAGAAUGCUGUCUUUACGCUGGCCUACCUGGUAGAGCUGUGUGGCUUAUGUUACCGAGCUUUCACUAAGGAACGAGAUAAAUUCUACUUGUCUCGUAGUGUUGUUCUAGAACUUCUGCAGGCCCUAAAGCUCAAAUCUCCUUUACCAGAUACAAACCUUCUUCUGCUCGUUCAGUUUAUUUGUGCAGAUGCUGGAACCAAACUAGCUGAGUCAACAAUCCUGAGCAAGCAGAUGAUAGCCUCUGUACCUGGCUGUGGGACAGCAGCGAUGGAGUGUGUGAGGCAGUACAUCAACGAAGUGCUGGAUUUCAUGGCAGACAUGCACACGCUGACCAAACUGAAGAGCCACAUGAAGACAUGUUCCCAGCCUCUGCAUGAAGAUACAUUUGGGGGACAUCUCAAAGUGGGGCUGGCCCAGAUUGCAGCCAUGGACAUCUCACGGGGCAACCAUAGAGAUAACAAAGCUGUGAUCCGCUAUCUUCCUUGGCUUUAUCAUCCCCCCUCUGCAAUGCAGCAAGGACCUAAAGAAUUCAUCGAGUGUGUCUCCCAUAUCCGACUGCUGUCCUGGCUGCUGCUGGGUUCCCUCACUCACAAUGCAGUGUGCCCAAAUGCCUCCUCUCCCUGCCUGCCCAUUCCUCUGGAUGCAGGCUCCCAUGUUGCAGACCAUCUUAUUGUUAUCCUGAUUGGAUUUCCAGAGCAAUCAAAGACCUCCGUGCUGCACAUGUGCUCCCUCUUCCACGCGUUCAUCUUUGCUCAGCUCUGGACAGUGUAUUGCGAGCAAAGUGCUGUCGCUACAAAUCUCCAAAAUCAGAAUGAAUUCAGCUUCACGGCGAUACUGACAGCACUAGAAUUUUGGAGUAGGGUGACACCCAGCAUCCUUCAGCUAAUGGCCCAUAACAAAGUGAUGGUGGAAAUGGUGUGUCUCCAUGUGAUUAGUUUAAUGGAGGCAUUGCAGGAAUGCAAUUCGACCAUUUUUGUCAAGCUGAUACCUAUGUGGUUGCCAAUGAUUCAGUCAAAUAUCAAGCACUUAUCUGCGGGACUCCAGCUUCGCCUCCAGGCUAUUCAGAACCACGUGAACCACCACAGCCUAAGGACGCUGCCGGGCUCGGGCCAGAGCAGUGCUGGCCUGGCAGCCCUCCGCAAGUGGUUGCAGUGCACUCAGUUCAAAAUGGCACAGGUGGAGAUCCAGUCCUCGGAAGCAGCCUCUCAAUUUUAUCCUCUAUGAGUGGACUCCUCGGCGCUCAGUGUCAACACUCUGGUUUAGCAAUAAUGGGUUUAAAAACAAACAAUUUGAUCCAAGCAGGUUGGGGAACAUAUUGGUACUGUACAUUCUCUUUCUAGUUUAGUAAAAGAUGUGCAAAGGCCAGAGAGGGCCGAAAAUGAAGCUUUCUUGCUACACAUAUUUCUGAUGACUCCUUGGGCUAUCUGAUUAAGUGUUUCCUUACAUUAUUUUUUAAAAACCAAAUCAUUUUUCUUUAACUAACUUCUAUUUUUUUUAAGAAAAAAAAAUAGACUGGUGGGUACUCACAGAAAAGUUGUAUAAGUCCCCCUGUUGCUAUUUUUGAUGAUAGAGAAUAAAUAGGGUUUUUGAAACCUUUGUAGUGUUUUUUCUUAAAAUCCACUCUUGGCAAUGCAAUAAAAAAAACCGUCACCAUAAGCCAGUGACACCUGACUGAAGCUUUUUGUCAUUAUCCUGGGAAAAGUGGCAGCUUGCAAGGAACAUUACAAAGUGCACUUAGAAAUUAGGUGGUUAAACUGUGCCAAUUGUUUUCGUUGUUUUAUAAUAUCAUUUUCCAAAACUGUCCAGUAAGUUUUAUUAUUUUUAAAACUAGUUUUUCAACUCAUUAGUUCUAGGCUGUACUCUCUUGUAAGCUUUAUGAUAACCACUUUAGUUUUGUGAAUAAUAAAUUUUAUUCUUUUGUUAAUACUUGUAUACAAUUUAAUUGAAAACUGUAGCUUGCACCCUGGACCAGAUGAGUCCCUCACUGGCACAGCGCCCUGCACCUGGAGUGAUGUUUCAUAAAACGGAAUUUUAAUAGUGUAAGAGCACCAAGAUUUCUCCGCACCUAUACCUAGCGUUGGACUGUGCAUUCCAAAUGAAAUUUCUCCUCUUUAUCCCUGUAAUGCACUGACUAACAGAAGACUUACUACACAUUUAAACUGUAUAUUGACAUGCUAUUAAAUGCAUUUUUUAUUA
Messenger RNA from Symphalangus syndactylus (siamang), 27295 nucleotides. RefSeq names its product unc-79 subunit of NALCN channel complex (gene UNC79). NCBI's taxonomy places the organism in Eukaryota, Metazoa, Chordata, Mammalia, Primates, Hylobatidae. The record is from RefSeq and is a predicted model, not a curated record. Gene Ontology annotation, molecular function: protein binding.